This is a messenger RNA of Anopheles coluzzii, 3842 nucleotides long. RefSeq lists its product as uncharacterized. The record is from RefSeq and is a predicted model, not a curated record. Bases 212 to 3799 code for a protein of 1195 amino acids. The transcript has 2 exons. NCBI's taxonomy places the organism in Eukaryota, Metazoa, Arthropoda, Insecta, Diptera, Culicidae. Gene Ontology annotation, molecular function: glutamate-gated receptor activity. Gene Ontology annotation, cellular component: membrane.
GGAAGUUGUAUUCUUCGUCACAGUCUCUCUAUGUAGUUCUGUGGAUGUAGUUCCGUUGGUCCAUUGUCGCUUUUCUAACGGAAUUCGUAUUUCAGUAUUUUGGGUUUUUGGAUCAUCGUUCGUAAUUUCUGGAUGAACCCUUGAGCGGUGCGUAACUCCUUCAUCCUUUCUGCAUCUUGCACGAUUGCUGCAGCACUCAGUCUGCAAAGCGAUGGCGCCCUUACCGGUAUGGUGGACGAGUCGGUUGAUGUGCUGCUGGCUGCUUUGGACAACAACGACCGCUCGAGCGCAGAUUCCACCCCAGCCGGACACGGAUCAGCAGUUGCUGCCGCACAUCGUUACCCACUUGCUGCAGCGCUACCUGCGUCAUCCCUUUCAACCGGUCCAGUUCUUUCUAGCCGCUAACACAGCACCACAUCUUCUAGUACAGCGCGAUCUGCUCUCCCAGGUGCUGAGGCACACCAGCGGACAGGCUGCAGUGACGUUCGGCAGCAGCACCAACAACCCAGUCGGCUUGCGGGCAGCGGUACAGCAGCAGCGCUCUCGCGCCAUCCUGUUUGGCGAAGAUUUCGUUGCGUUCGAGCGACUGGUGGCGAACUUCAGCACCACCCUCAACGACUACUCCGGUCGCUACCUGUGCGUCCUAACCGGGGCGUCCGGUAGUGUCCACCAGCUCGAAACCAAACAUCUGCCUCGACUGUUCGGCGCACUCUGGGCGCGGCACAUCGUGCACGUGAACGUGCUGAUCGCCGCCGCCAACGGUACGGUUCGCGCCUACACCUACCAACCGUACACGCCGGAACGGUGCGGCAAACCUGCGGUCAAGCUGGCGGCCGUCUUCGCGCCCGGCAGCUCGGUCGACGCUCAACCGCAUCUCUACCCGCGGCUGACCACGUUCUGCAACUGCACGCUGCAGGUCGGCUCGUUCGAGGCGAAACCGUACACGCUGCUGCGGCCCAAGGUGGACGGCUACACCGAGCUGGGCGGGUUCGAGGGCGACCUGCUGCAUCUGCUCGCCAGCCGGCUGCAGUUCCGCGUGAACGUGACCGAAUCGCCGCACCAGGUGCAGUGGGGCGUGAUCGGGGCGCCCGGCAACAGCACCGGCACGAUGCAGCUGGUGCAGGACGAGCUGGUCGAUCUGGUCAUCGCCUGCAUGGCGCUGGACGUGACGCGCGGCCUGUACCUGAAGGCGGGCUGGGCCCACUACACCUCGCGCAUCCUGUUCGCGGUGCCGCAGGGCCGGCCGUACACCGCGUUCGAGAAGCUGUUCCGCCCGUUCGGCACGGCCAUCUGGGCGGCGCUCGCCGGCACGCUGCUCGGUGUGGCCGGCGUGGUCGGCGGGCUGAGCUGCGGGCGGCGUGCCCGCAGCUGGCGCCGGUUCGUGUACGGGCCGGCGGUACGCAUGCCGCUGCUCGGCGCGCUCUAUCUGCUCUGGGGCGGCUCGGUCGUCGCCGUGCCGGGGCGCAACUUUGCCCGCUCGCUGCUGGCCCUCUGGCUCGGCUUCACGUUCGUGGUGCGCACGCUGUACCAGGGCUCGCUGUAUCUGUACCUACAGCGCAGUGCCACCUUUCCGCCGCUCGCCACGAUCGAGCAGGUGCACCGCUCCACGCUGCACUACCACAUGGUGAACAUCGCGAUGCGGUUCUUCGUCGAUCGGCCGGAGAUAAAGCCGCGCGUCCGCUUCAUACCGCCCGGGCUGGACACGCUCGGCGAGCAGGUGGCCGGCAUGGCGGCGCGCUACACCGACCGGGUCGUCGUCUGCCCGCAGGACAUGGUGGCGUACAACAAUCGGGCCAGCCGGGGGCGGCAGCCGGCCGCCGCCCCGAUACAGGUGACGCGCGAGUCGAUCACGCUGUUUCCGCUCACGAUCUACUAUCCGAAAAAGUCCUGCCUCACGCAACCGUUCGACCGGUUGGUGCGGCACGUCGUCGAGAGCGGCCUGGUCAGCUUCUGGGUGCGCAGCUACGGCGACUACGACUUUGAGGCGAACCGGCGCGAACCGGCCGGCGGCGGGGAACCGCGCAAGCUGACGCUGGCCCAUCUGGUCGGUGCGUACCAGCUGCUGGCCGCAGCGCAUCUGCUUGCGUUCGUGAUCUUUCUGCUCGAGCUCGUUUCGCUGCGUCUGGCGGCCCUUCGGCGGGUGUUGGAAUUUUGCAUGGAUUACCCGGUAAAGAUCGAGUAUUUAAAGAAACCCCUUUCCCUACACACGGUGCAUUUGAGUUCGACGCGUUUCUAUUUCUGCGUCUACACCAGUGCGACACAAAUCGUCAUGAACCGAUGGACGAUCCUGCUGCUUGCCGCCGGACUGCGCGAGUGCUGCCCCGAGGAUAGCAACGGCGGCAUGAAGCGGCUGGUCGUGCGCGAAACGGUCGGCAACCACUUCUCGGAGGUAAUCGUGAACGCGCUCACCCGGUACUACGUGCAGAACCACUCCUCCACGCAGGUGAUGCGGCUGUCCACCGUCAGCGACGGCACGUACGAUCUGCAGUCCGACAUUAUGGACGAGGUGAUGCAGCGGACGUCGCGCAGCAUCGCGUACGAGUUCCGGUCGGCGUUGGGCCCGUCGCGGCGGCCUCGCAUCUUCAACAUCGCCUUCAUCGACGGGUACGGUGCGUUCGAGCAGCUGUUCCGGUCGCUCGAUCCGGCCGAGAACGACUUCGCCGGCUACUAUCUGAUCGUGCUGACGGCGUACGGGCGCCGCAUCGCGCCCGAUACGCUCGCGCGCAUCUUCGCCCUGCUGUGGACGAUGAACGUGAUCAACGUGAACAUCGUGUCGGCCGACCUGGAGGACCAGAGCCGGUGGCAGAGCGUCCUGAUGCACACCUACUACCCGUACCGGGCGGGCGGUAACUGCGAGCGGAUCGUGCCCCACCUGCUGCACCGGUUCCGCAAGGGCCAGCGGUUGGACCGGUCGGUCGAGCUGUUCCCGAGCAAGCUGUCCAAUCUGCACGGGUGCCCGGUGACGGUCGGGACGUUCCAUUUGCCGCCGUACAUGCUGCUGACACCGGCCGGCCGGUACGGGGGGCUCGAGGGGGAUCUGCUGCGUGCGCUUAGCCGGAAGCUGAACUUUACCGUGCGGCUGGUGGUGCCGGAUGACGGUGAGCUGUGGGGACGUACGCCAUCACCGUCGGUGGUUGUCGCUGACGCGAACCGUACCAGAGGUGGUGCGUCCUCGGCUUCCGGCUGCGUGCGGCUGGUGCUGACCGAGCGGGUCAAUCUCACGCUCGGUCGGUUCGCCAUUCGGGGCGAUCGGAAUCUCGUGAUGAAGAGCAGCCGCAGCUACUACACGGUGCGGAUGGUGUUGGCUGUGCCGGCUGGGCGGGAGUACACCCCGUUCGAGAAGCUGUUCCGCCCGUUCAGCCGCUCCGUCUGGGUGCUGGUGACGCUCUAUCUGCUGGCCGGGAUGGUCGUGAUCGGCACCGUUCAGCUGCUGCACCGGCCGGCCGUGCGCGACUUUGUGUACGGGCGCGGUGUGUCCACGCCGGUGCUCAAUCUGCUCAGCGUACUGUUUGGCGGUGCGGUGGUCCAGCUGCCGAUGCGCAACUUCGCCCGCACGCUGCUCUUCCUGUGGAUGUACUACUGUCUGGUGGUGCGCACCUGCUACCAGGGCUCGCUGUACGAGUAUUUGCAGGAGCGCAAAAACUUCAGCCCGCUGCAGACGGUCGAUGCGCUGGUGCGGAACGAUUAUCGCUUUUACUCGCUGCACGGAACCUCGCUCUAUCUGGAACAGAUGCCUCAGAUACUGUCGCGGUUGGUAGCUCCUACACAGAAUGAGAAAAGGGGAAGACGGUACCACUGAACACUGUUACAUCUGCUGUUACUUCCUUUUUUGUUGUAGCAUC